Molecule: messenger RNA, 663 nt
Organism: Heterobasidion irregulare TC 32-1
Lineage: Eukaryota; Fungi; Basidiomycota; Agaricomycetes; Russulales; Bondarzewiaceae
Exons: 5
Coding region: 1-663 (220 amino acids)
Biological process (GO): spliceosomal complex assembly
Cellular component (GO): U2 snRNP; catalytic step 2 spliceosome; U2-type prespliceosome
Molecular function (GO): nucleic acid binding; zinc ion binding
Source: RefSeq, a predicted model, not a curated record
AUGGAUUAUCAGAAUCGUGUCGGUUCGAAAUUCGGUGGCGGUGGUGUUGCAGGGGCGUCCGAGAGCAAUGUCGACAGACGUGAACGUUUACGAAAACUUGCAUUGGAGACGAUUGAUUUAGCCAAGGAUCCCUAUAUUCUUCGCAAUCACUUAGGCUCUCUCGAGUGCCGUCUCUGUCUCACUCUUCACACCAAUGAAGGCUCCUACCUCGCACACACGCAAGGUAAAAAACAUCAGACGAAUCUUGCACGUCGUGCUGCGCGUGACAUGAAGGACAGCCAACUUCAAGUGGCUCCGCAGCAGCAGACCGUUCAGCGCAAGGUGUUCCUCAAAAUCGGACGCCCAGGAUAUCGUGUUACAAAAGUCCGUGAUCGGGACACAGGAAAAGAAGGAAUGAUGGUCCAGGUGCAUCUGCCCCAAAUCAAGGCUGGCAUUACUCCUCGGAGACGGUUCAUGAGUGCUUGGGAGCAGAAGAGGGAGCCACCAAACAAGGCAUAUCAGUACCUCAUUGUGGCUGCUGAACCAUACGAAACUAUCGCGUUCCGUAUCCCUGCCCGGGAGAUUGAGGACGAGUCUGACGACGCAGGAUAUUGGAACUGGUCCCACUGGGACCCGGACACCAAGCAGUACAGUUUCCAGUUCAUGUUCCGUUUAGGCUAUUGA